AUGGACUGCUCAUCGGUGAACAGCAUCACCCUGGAAAUGCUCAGAAGGGCCCGAGAGACAGUGAGCUCCAGCCCUCUGGCCGUGAUCAACACCCCUAUGAUUCCAUGGUGCCAAACCACACUACCACUGAACGUCACUUGCAACAUCCACAUAAAACUGGAGAACAUGCAAAGGACUGGUUCAUUUAAAAUAAGAGGAGUUGCCAACCAGUUUGCCAAGAGAUCCGGAGGAGGUCAUUUUGUCACCAUGUCUGCAGGGAACUAUGGGAAAUCAUUUGCCUAUGCCACAAAACUCUAUGGAACUAAAGGAAAAGUGGUGAUGCCUGAAACUGCCCCCCUCUCCAGAUCUGUACUGAUAAAAAGUUUUGGAGUGGAGGUUGAACGAGUGCCAACGUCAAACCUCAUGAACGUAGUUAAUCGGUGUGUGCGAGAGGAGAACAUGACAUUGCUGCACUCAUACGAUGACCUGGACCUGAUUGCAGGUCAUGCAAGCCUUGGUUUUGAGAUCCUGGAGGUGAUGCCAAAUCCAGAUGUUGUGGUGGUGUGUUGUGGCGGAGGUGGUUUAUUGGCUGGUGUAGCUGCUGCCAUCAAACUGUCAGGAUGUGAAAAUACAAGGAUAUACGGAGUGGAACCAGAGGGAGCAUGUACUAUGUUCAAGAGCUUCAUUGAAAAGAAGCCAGUUGGAAUGGAGACUAAAAGCAUUGCCUCAGGAUUAGCCCCACCGUUUGCAGGUACUUUGCCAUUUGAGCUCUGUCAGAAAUUUGUGGAGGAUAUUGUUCUGGUGAGUGAUGAGGAGAUCAAGGCUGCUGUGUCGACUUUGUACAAAGCAGGCCUCGUCGUGGAACCCUCAGGAUCUGCUGCAUUUGCUGCUGUUUCUAAUCAUAAGAUACCAGACAUUACAGGGAAGAACAUUGUUGUCAUUCUUAGUGGAGGAAACAUUGGCAAAGAUGAGCUUACCAGCUUCCCUGAGUGA
This is a messenger RNA of Chanos chanos (milkfish), 972 nucleotides long. RefSeq names its product L-threonine dehydratase catabolic TdcB-like. The transcript is spliced from 6 exons. Bases 1 to 972 code for a protein of 323 amino acids. The record is from RefSeq and is a predicted model, not a curated record. NCBI's taxonomy places the organism in Eukaryota, Metazoa, Chordata, Actinopteri, Gonorynchiformes, Chanidae. Gene Ontology annotation, molecular function: threonine deaminase activity; L-serine ammonia-lyase activity. Gene Ontology annotation, biological process: L-serine catabolic process; L-threonine catabolic process.